CCAACUUCUGGUCACACUGGCGUCUCAUACAUUGCUUUUUUUGUGAAAUUUGUGAAAAAAAUAUUGAAAAAAUGGGAUCCUCGUCGUCUGGAAAGAAGCACAAGAAGGAUAAAAAGGCGAGGCAUCGCUCGAGGUCCGCUGAACGCCAGGCACGUGCCACUGAGGAUGAGGAUGUGACAUUAGACCUCACGGACGACUUGUCCGCGGUGCGACACAGACAUCACAAACACAAGAAGCAAAAGGAGCAAAAGGAUCCCAAGGAACAAAAGGAGCACCGCCACAAGCACCACAAGCACAAGGAGCGGGAGCGUGCCAGCGAGGUUAUCUCCUUGGAGGAAUCCGAUUCGGAUAGUUCGGAUUGUGUGGAGGUGCCAGUGGAGCAGACCAAGGCACGGGAGGCGUCCGCCAGGGAAAGGGAACGCGAGCCAGAGCCGCCCGUCAGGGACAGAGCAUCUGCUCGUGACAGAGAGGCAGGACGCGAUAGGGACCAGCAGCGGGAGAAGGAGCGUGAAAGAGACCGUGACCGGGAACGUGAAAGGGAACGCGACAGGAAUCGCGAAAAGGAACGCGCCAAGGAUCGUGAAAGGGAGCGCGAUCGGGACCGAGAACGAGAGCGUGAGCGUGAGCGCGAACGCGAACGUCAUGGUGAGCUCUCCGCUCCACCGCCGCCACAAAUAUCCAGGCACGCGGACUAUGAGGGGCGACGGGAGCGAGAAAUCGAACGCGAACGAGAUGCUCGCAAACGUGCUGGCAGGGAGAGGGAGAGGGGGAACCGAGAACGCUCCCGAUCACAGUCGCCGUCAAAGUCGGGUCGCAAACCCUCCGGUCCAGCAGCCAGAGAACGCGAGGCAUCCGGACGCUCCUAUUCGCCCAUACCCGAUAAUGGAGCUGGCGAUGUUCUCUCAGUUCAGGAAACCAAUAAAUUGCGUGCCAAGCUAGGCCUGAAGCCCCUCGAAGUGGAUAGUGGGCCCAGCAAGGUGACUCCUGCCGCGACAAGCGAGCAUAAAAAGUCCGGUGGGGACAGCGAUCUCUCCUCGUACAAGGACGAGUGGGGAGAGUUCCUGCACAAGCCGGCCGACAACCUAAAGGAGAAAAAGGAGGCAGAGAAGCUGCGUGAGAAGCUCAAGCAGCGGAAGGAGAAACGCUUCCUGGAGGAGCGACUGGCACGCAUCAGAACGCUGGGGGAAUCCGAUGAGGAGACGGAUAAUGUCACCAAAUGGGUGGACAAGAACAAGCGAGUAGUCAAUGAACGCGAAGAGGCAAAGAAGAAGGCCAAAGAGCUGGAGGAACUGGAUGAGGCCUUUGGCAUUGCAGAUAUAGUUGAGCAGGAGAAGCAAAAGGCCCGUCAACGUGCCUAUGGCGAUAACAAUUUGAAGGGUUUGCGUGUGGAGCACGAUAUGGAUGACUUUGGUGAAGGUCGCACGGUUAUCCUCACGCUCAAGGAUCAGGAUGUUCUCAAUGAGGAAGAGGGCGACACCCUGGUCAAUGUUAACAUGCUCGACGAUGAGCGCUACAAGAAGAAUGUCGUCAACAAGAAACAGAAUCCCCUCGCCUAUGGCUACAAUGUCUAUGAGGAGCAAUACGACGAGUUGGGCAACCCCAUCGAACGUUCGGUGCUGGAGAAAUAUGACGAUGACAUUGAGGGACAGCCCAAGAAGCGCAAGAACUUUGUGAUUGGUGAAAAUUCCGAGGAGGAUCGUGAGAACAGACGCAGACUGCUGGAAAUUAAGACAAAGCUGGCUGGCAAACGUCUGGAAACAUUAGCGGAUACCAAUUUGCAGCUGGCCUCGGAUACAUUCAGUGUGGAGGAAAUGUCCAAAUUCAAGAAGCCCAAGAAAAAGGUGAAGAAAAUUCGCCAGAAACUGAGGGCCGAAGACCUCGAGCCUUUGCCUGAGGCCGGAACAUCAGGCAUGUCGAAUUUCGGCAGCCGUCAGGGCCGUCAUCGCGAUCCCGAAGAUGUUGAGAUGGAGGAGACCAAGCCGGAGGUUAAAUAUGAAGCCGACGAGGAUGAUGAUCUGGAGCGUGUGUUAGCCAAGGCUCGCAAGCUGAAGCAAAAGGAGAACAUUAUCAAGAAACCCUUGCCCAUUGAGUUCGAGUCCAUACAGCGUGACAUCAAGCCGGAGAUUAUCGAUGAGGCCAGUUCGGGUGUCGUGCUGAGCAGUGUGGAUGGUCACAUCGUGCUCAAUGCCACGGCUGAGUUCUGUCGCACCUUGGGCGACAUUCCCACAUAUGGCAUGGCCGGCAAUCGUAACGAGGACUCCAAUGAUAUGAUGGACUUUGACAAGAUCGAGCAGCUGGACGAUAAUAUGGAUGCGCACAAUGAUGAGCCAGCGCUGAGCCAUGGCACGUGGAAUUCGGUGAAUCCCGAUGAGGUUAUGCAGCCAGCUGAUUUGGACAAUCUCGGCGAGGAUCUGGAGGAUCGUGCCAUUCUGGACGAGGAGCCUGAUGUGGGCGCUGGUGUGGCGAAUGCCCUACGUCUGGCCCUGUCCAAGGGUUACCUCGAAAGGGAGGAAAAGAACAGGCCCAGCAAUACCAAAAUGGCCCAUCUGCAGGCCAAGAAUUAUUCCAUUGAGGACAAAGCAGCUGGGGAAGACGAAAAGGUUGGCCGUCGUGAUCGGUUCCACUGCGGACCCAUUAUGGACUUUAAGGAUAAAGAGACCUUUAAGCCGAAUGUCAAGUUGGACUACAUUGAUGACAAUGGUCGCAUAUUGAACCUCAAGGAGGCGUUCCGCUAUCUGUCACACAAGUUCCAUGGCAAGGGGCCCGGCAAGAAUAAGAUUGAGAAACGUUUGAAGAAAAUGGAACAAGAUGGGCUAAUGAAAACAAUGAGCUCGACGGACACCCCAUUGGGCACGCUGACCAUGUUGCAGCACAAGCAAAAGGAAACAAAGACAGCCUAUGUGGUGCUCAGUGGCAACAGCAAGAAUGCGGCCGGUGUUAGUGGUUCAUCCAUAGCCAAAUUUAAGUAGGGGGCCAAUACAGAUCCAAGAUAGCCAUAACCAAAUGCAAUAGAUCCUUCCCAAAAAUGGCAUACUAAAUAUUUUAAUUUAGAAUUCCCACGAAUAUGCACACACACACACACACACACACACCCCCGCAAAAAUAUGUAGUUCUCUUCAUAUUUAUUCAAAAUAAUAAUAAAAUGUAUUCAAUU
Molecule: messenger RNA, 3154 nt
Organism: Drosophila obscura
Lineage: Eukaryota; Metazoa; Arthropoda; Insecta; Diptera; Drosophilidae
Product: U4/U6.U5 tri-snRNP-associated protein 1
Exons: 6
Coding region: 72-2969 (965 amino acids)
Biological process (GO): maturation of 5S rRNA; mRNA cis splicing, via spliceosome
Cellular component (GO): U4/U6 x U5 tri-snRNP complex
Source: RefSeq, a predicted model, not a curated record